ACCAUGGCGCGAGGAAUGAAAGUGGCGGCCUCGCCGUUAGUUGGUGCCGGGCCUCGGGACUGGGGGCCCCGGGGCCGCGGGGCAGCGUGGCUGCUCCUGGUCCUCUCCAGCUGCGCAGUCUGCGCCUCAGCUGGAAAUAAGAUCCAGGUGGUCAUGCUUCAGGAGUCCCGAGUUCAUGAUAACAAUACCAGCCAGAAGUUCUGCUAUAAAAACAUGCUUGCCCCCAAAUGGCAUGAUGUGUGGACACGAAUACAGAUCCGGGUGAACAGCUCCAAGCUGGUGCGAGUCACUCAGGUGGACAGCGAGGAGAAGCUGAAGGAGCUGGAGCAGUUCAGCCUCUGGAACUUCUUCUCCUCCUUUUUAAAAGAGAAGCUGAAUGACACCUACGUGAACGUGGGGCUGUACAGCACAAAAACCUGCCUCAGGGUGCAGACGGUGGAGGACGACACCGACUACAGUGUCUCGGUGACCCGGAGGUUUGACUCCAGACUCUUCCUAGUUUUCCUCCUCGGACUUAUACUGUUUUUCUGCGGAGACUUGCUGAGCAGGAACCAAAUCUUCUUCUACUCCACCGGGAUGAGUGUGGGAAUUGUGGCCUCGUUACUAAUCGUCAUUUUUCUGCUGUCCAGAUUGAUGCCCAAGAGAAGCCCCAUUUACUUCAUCAUUGUGGGAAGCUGGUCCUUUUCUCUGUACCUCAUUCAGCUGGUGUUCAGAAAUUUACAAGAGAUCUGGAGGUGUUACUGGCAGUAUCUGCUAGGCUACAUCCUGGCGGUCGGGUUCCUGAGCUUCGCCGUCUGCUACAAGUACGGACCCCUGGAGAAUGAGCGCAGCAUCAACCUGCUGACGUGGGCGCUGCAGCUGCUGGGCCUGGGCCUCAUGUACGCGGGCGUCCAGAUCCCGCACGUCGCCCUCGCCCUCAUCGUCUCCGCCGUGAGCGCCAAGUACCUGGAGCGGCCUGUGCAGUGGCUGUGCACCACCUACAGGAAGUUGUGUAAGGCAACAGAAAAGGCUGCCCCCCCCCGCCUCCUGACAGAAGAAGAGUACCGGACCCAAGGGGAGAGGGAGACCCGGAAGGCCUUAGAGGAGCUUCGGAAGUACUGCAACAGUCCGGAUUGCUCUGCUUGGAAGACUGUUUCUCGAAUCCAGUCUCCAAAGAGGUUUGCUGACUUUGUGGAAGGCUCUUCGCACCUCACGCCGAAUGAGGUUUCUGUCCAUGAGCAGGAGUAUGGCUUGGGGAGCAUCAUUGCCCAGGAGGACUUCGACGACGAAAGCUCUGAGGAAGAGAACUCAGACUCCCAGUUCCCCGCCGUCACACAGAACCACUCCCUGACUUAGCGAGCACUGGCUGCUUCCACAUGGACUCACUCGGCACCUCGGGGCCCGCCGCCUCUGCAGGGAGCAGCUCCGUGGCUCUGGACGGGAGCGGCGGUGCCAGGACCCCAGCUCAACUGGAGACCCGAGUCGGCCUGCUGGGAGUGGUCUUGGUGGCCUCGCAGGGCCCUGGAAGGGAGCGGCCAGAGCAGCGGUGGCUUCCACGGGCUGAGCUGUCUGCCCUCAUGUUGCCAGAGACACUGGACAGCCGCAGCUCCCCCGGCAGCCUGGCUCCUGCUGGUUAGUCGUGGUGCUUCUGCCUGGGGCUGGCACCCAGACUGAGGCCUGGCCCCGUGCCGUCUGCUUCAGGCUGUGGGCUCUUUCUUCCAGAAAGAAAUCUACAGGCCCAAACCUGCCCCUGCCCCUUUCAGCUUUUA
This is a messenger RNA of Condylura cristata (star-nosed mole), 1748 nucleotides long. RefSeq names its product nuclear envelope integral membrane protein 1 (gene NEMP1). Gene Ontology annotation, cellular component: nuclear envelope. NCBI's taxonomy places the organism in Eukaryota, Metazoa, Chordata, Mammalia, Eulipotyphla, Talpidae. The record is from RefSeq and is a predicted model, not a curated record. The transcript is spliced from 9 exons. The coding region runs from base 4 to 1335 and encodes 443 amino acids.